UCUUUUUUUUCUCCUUCCUUAUAACAAAAAACAUCUCUCUCUCUCUCUCUUAUAAAUUUUCAAAAUCGACGAAAUGUACAAUGAAUGCAUCUCUCCGUCUUCCGCUAGAUCAACGAGAGGAACGAGCCACAGAAUGAGGUCUCCGAUCUGCUGUUUAGGAGCCAACGCGGUGGUUGAGCCUGAAGGUCAGAGAACGCCUAAAUCUCCUUACGAGUGGCUUAAAUCAACGGCGCAGGAGCUCGAGAUCAGAGACCGGUGCCGCCGCGUCAAGACGCGCAUCAAGGUCACGUGCCGCAACAGCAAUUGCGUUUACCAUCAAAGACACCACAGCCAGGGAUCUCCUGGAGAUUUCAGCUACGAUGCGUUGAGCUACGCGCUCAAUUUCGAGGACGACGUACGGGCGGACGAGGACGGUUCUUAUCCUGAUUUCACGGCGAGGUUGCCUGCGUCUCCGGUGGCGAAAUCUAGAUCGGCGACGGUUGAUCUGAUCUCGUUCUGACCGUUAAUAAUAAUAUUUUCGUUUGUUUGACGGCGAUUAAAUGUUCUCCGUUUUGUGUAACAAUAUAUGACGUCAUUAUUAUAAAAUGUAAAUGCUCUCGCAUAUUUGAUUGAUUGAUUACCAGUAAUAAGAUUGA
Raphanus sativus (radish) is the source of this 635-nucleotide messenger RNA. RefSeq lists its product as uncharacterized. The transcript has a single exon. The record is from RefSeq and is a predicted model, not a curated record. The coding region runs from base 74 to 499 and encodes 141 amino acids. Lineage: Eukaryota; Viridiplantae; Streptophyta; Magnoliopsida; Brassicales; Brassicaceae.